Molecule: messenger RNA, 630 nt
Organism: Aspergillus steynii IBT 23096
Lineage: Eukaryota; Fungi; Ascomycota; Eurotiomycetes; Eurotiales; Aspergillaceae
Product: putative ABC multidrug transporter
Exons: 2
Biological process (GO): transmembrane transport
Molecular function (GO): ATP binding; ATP hydrolysis activity; ATPase-coupled transmembrane transporter activity
Source: RefSeq, a predicted model, not a curated record
UUUGAAGUCCACCCAGGGCAGGCUGUGGCCAUCGUUGGUGGAAACGGCGCCGGAAAGACCACUAUCCUGCGUCUCAUUUCACAGCUUAUAAAGCAUAGCCGUGGUUAUAUCCAGAUCGAUGGGUAUAAUACAAGGGAUCUAAAUGAACGUUCAAUCAGAUCACAUAUUGGCUUCGUACCGCAGGACCCGGGACUGGUUCACGGCUUAUCAAUCCGCGAUAACCUGACAUAUGGUCUUGAAAACGACAUGAAUCUGGAAGAUGUUCAAGGCUUGUGUCAACAGCUUGGGCUUGAUCAGCAUAUCUCCAGAUUUACAGCGGGGUAUGACACUCUUAUCGGCCCCGGAGUCGACCUUUCCGGUGGGCAGAGGCAGCUUGUUGCCCUAGCCCGGGUCCUUUUGCGUCGACCCCCUAUUUUGUUACUUGAUGAACCCACUAGCCAGUUAGACAAUAGGGCGCAGGAUAGGGUCUGGCAGCUUCUGAAAGCGAAGGGAGUGACUAUGUUAUUAACCACCCAUCGACUAUCUUUCCUAAGCGACGUUAAUGAAAUCCUUGUGCUGGAAGAGGGCAAAAUCAUUGAGAGAGGGUCCCAUGACGUGCUUAUAAGCGGUCAGACCUAUUACCGAGAUCUA